UCGAGGCCUAAUCACAGGAAUGUGCAGGGGAGUUGAUGGAGUUGUAAAAUCCUAGAAACUCCUUGUAUUCCUUGUGUAAGCGUGUAACAUGUUCCCUUUAAUGAAGGCGAUGCAACUAUUGUUCUCUGCAGAGCAUUGAAGAUCAGGAUAUAGUCUCUCUACUGUGUGUCCCCCUGCCUCUAUCAUUUGUUACUGGAGGUCCAGACAUUCAUUGCAUGCUCCGGUCGUCUCCUGUUUAAGAUGCUGGAGCGUUGAAUAGCAGUGGACAUCGCUUUAGCGGCUGGGCAAACGAAUGCGUGUGUGAGCUGUUGUGAAGAGCACCGUCAUUUGUAUGAGGCUGCAGAGAGUCUGUUAUCGUGAAGUGAGCUCUCUCUCCUUGUAUGACAAAGCUGUCUGCGCUUUGCCUCCAGUCCACGCUUGUGUUCUCUGUGCUGCCCUGGUUACCAGGUUGCAGUGGCUGAAAAUUGAUACCUCAUGCAAGCUGGCAUAUGAGUAUGUUUUUGAACACAUUAACCCCCAAAUUCUACGUUGCGCUGACAGGCACUUCAUCUUUGAUCUCAGGGCUUAUUCUGAUAUUUGAAUGGUGGUAUUUUCGAAAGUAUGGAACAUCAUUUAUUGAGCAAGUUUCAGUUAGCCACCUUCGACCAUUACUGGGUGGAGUUGACAACACAGCACCGAGCAAUUCCACCUCGAAUAAUGGAGACACUGACUCUAACAGACAGAGUGUAUCAGAAUGCAAGGUAUGGCGAAAUCCAUUAAAUUUAUUUAGAGGAGCAGAAUAUAAUCGGUACACGUGGGUGACAGGCAGAGAACCGCUGACCUACUAUGACAUGAAUCUUUCUGCACAAGACCAUCAGACCUUCUUCACAUGUGAGACUGAUCACUUACGGCCUGCAGACGCGAGUAAGAAGGACUGUAAGAUCGGAAACCCAGACAUUUUCAUGCAAAAAGCUUGGAGAGAGAGGAACCCACAAGCAAGAAUCUCAGCAGCACACGAGGCCUUAGAAUUAAAUGAGGGGUUUUACCGUCCACUGUUUCCGCCUCUGCAAGCAAAAAGAAGGACUCAAAAUGGAAUAAAGCUCACAAUAUGUGCGACUGCAUAUAUUCUGUUGGCUGAGGAAGAAGCCACCACCAUUGUGGAAGCAGAAAGGCUUUUUAAACAGGCUCUCAAGGCAGGAGAGGUUUGUUACAGACGCAGCCAGCAACUGCAGCACCACGGAGCACAGUAUGAAGCACAACACAGGCGAGACACAAACGUGUUAGUUUAUAUUAAAAGAAGAUUGGCAAUGUGUUCAAGAAAACUGGGAAGGACAAGAGAAGCAGUGAAAAUGAUGCGAGAUCUGAUGAAGGAAUUCCCCCUCCUCAGCAUGUUCAACAUUCAUGAAAAUUUACUGGAGGCACUUUUAGAGUUACAGGCCUAUGCUGAUGUGCAAGCAGUAUUAGCUAAAUACGAUGAUAUUAGCCUACCAAAGUCCGCAACAAUAUGUUAUACAGCAGCGCUACUUAAAGCAAGAGCAGUCUCUGACAAAUUCUCACCAGAGGCUGCAUCGAGGAGAGGGCUGAGCACUGCAGAGAUGAAUGCUGUAGAAGCAAUACACAGAGCAGUAGAAUUUAACCCACAUGUUCCCAAAUAUUUAUUAGAAAUGAAAAGUUUAAUACUCCCGCCAGAACAUAUUUUGAAAAGAGGGGACAGUGAAGCUAUCGCAUAUGCAUUCUUCCAUCUUCAACAUUGGAAGCGAGUAGAAGGAGCGCUCAACUUAUUACACUGUACUUGGGAGGGAACAUUCCGAAUGAUUCCCUAUCCAUUGGAAAAAGGUCAUCUUUUCUAUCCAUAUCCAAUCUGCACAGAGACGGCUGACAGAGAACUGCUGCCAUCGUUUCAUGAAGUUUCAGUGUACCCCAAGAAGGAGCUGCCAUUCUUCAUCCUGUUCACCGCAGGCCUGUGUUCCUUCACUGCCAUGCUGGCCCUCCUCACACAUCAGUUUCCAGAGCUCAUGGGAGUGUUUGCAAAAGCUUUCCUCAGUACGCUGUUUGCUCCAUUAAACUUUGUAAUGGAAAAGGUUGAAAGCAUCUUACCAUCCAGUCUGUGGCAUCAAUUGACACGGAUCUAGGAGAAAAGGACUUUUGAUGGACAUUACCAUGACACCUGUGCCAAGCUCAUAUCUUGCAGAGUGCAAGGCAGCAUGAAAAAGUGGAUGAAAAUCUGAGUUCAAGACUCUAUAUGUUAUGUUUUGUUCUAACGUGGACAUGUUUUAUGUUGUACCAAACAAAGUUGUUGUUGUUCUAUUUUAUUAUUUUGCCAUUAGCAAAAUUCUACAAAAAUAAAAAAAACUCAAAAAUAAAGUUUAACUUUUGUGUAAAACAA
This is a messenger RNA of Leucoraja erinaceus (little skate), 2365 nucleotides long. RefSeq names its product suppressor of tumorigenicity 7 protein homolog. The transcript is spliced from 16 exons. The record is from RefSeq and is a predicted model, not a curated record. Lineage: Eukaryota; Metazoa; Chordata; Chondrichthyes; Rajiformes; Rajidae. The coding region runs from base 489 to 2111 and encodes 540 amino acids.